AUGCAUCAUCCUUUUUUUGUUAAUAUGUGGUACUAGAAUAAAUUUCAUCUUAAUAGAUUUAAGUAAAAGAGAGGAAUUACCUUUAAAGAGAAUGCUCUUGAUUUUGUUAAUUAGGUAUAAUCUUAUUCAAUUAUUCUAGUAUUAAGAAAACCAGGAAUAGGUAGUAAUGGAAUGAUAGAGAUAUUGCAUCACUCUUGAUUGAAAGUAUAUCCUUGUGACAAUUUGUUAAAAAAGAAAAUUUAAGUUCUUUAUGUUCCAGGGUAUUUAAAUCAAAUAGGAUUCUUAGCUGUUGAUGAUUAUUUUCAGUUUUAAAAUCAAAUUUAAGAAGAUGUAUAAUUAGAUUAUGAAUAAGUUUUUGAGAAUUAAGG
Messenger RNA from Paramecium sonneborni, 368 nucleotides. NCBI's taxonomy places the organism in Eukaryota, Ciliophora, Oligohymenophorea, Peniculida, Parameciidae. The record is from the annotation of a GenBank genome assembly.